CCGCGCGCCGCCGGCGAAGCCUUAGCUAGACCGCGGUCUCGGCUCAAGCAACAAAGUAACAGGUCCGGGCGGUCAAGUAACCGGUUGGCAAAAAAAGAAGGAACCAAACCGAACCGAUGAUUCUUCAGGAGUUAGGGCUCAUUCUAACUAUUAACCGUUACUCGUCGCCAUUUUUCUCUUUUGGUUUAUUCGGCUCAGUGGCCACUCUCUUUCGUAGUUCUUCGCCCCACGAGUUCUCUGUUUUUCUCACUUUUUUUCACUCUCCACUGCUGCUUAAUCGAGGAUUCUUCACGUAUUUUCUUCAAGUAAUUUGAAUGACGGCGAGACUGCUGAACGACGCAGUCACGACGCUUCAACUGCUUGCAUUUCACCGUCGGACUCCUCGAGUCUUUUAGUUGUUGUUUUUCUUUCUACUUCUUGUUGUGUUCUUCAUUGAUCGAAGAUGAAUAGAGCACAAGUGGAAGGUCUGGUGUUUACUAAACAACCAUACAUUGAGGAUGUUGGGCCUCGUAAAAUCAAGAGCAUGCAGUUCACUACCUUCUCCGGAGCUGAAAUUAGCAAGUUGGCUGAAGUUCAGGUGUACAAAGGUUUAUAUUAUGAUACUACUCGAAAACCCAUCGAUGGCGGCUUGUUGGAUCCUCGAAUGGGGCCUGCUAAUAAGGGCUGCAAGUGUUCUACAUGCCAUGCCAAUUUUGGUGACUGCCCAGGACAUUAUGGAUACGUGAAUCUCUCUCUCCCGGUUUUUAAUGUUGGUUACUUUACUACAAUAUUGGAAAUACUCAAGUGCAUUUGCAAGUCAUGUUCGCGUAUACUUUUGGAAGAGAAGCUUUAUAAAGAUUUCUUGAGGAAGAUGAGAAAUCCUAAAUUGGAAGCCUUGCGGAAGUGUGAUCUUGUGAAGAAAAUCAUAAAGAAGUGUUCUACCUUGACAACUGGCAAUAAAAGCACGAAGUGCUCCAGAUGUGGAUAUUUAAAUGGUUCGGUGAAGAAGGCUGUAUCUAUGUUGGGCAUACUGCAUUAUCGUGCGAGAUCCAAGGAUGCUGGGGUGGUAUCAGAGGAUCUUAGGGCACCCUAUAACGUGUCUAACGAUAUUCUGAACCCUUUUAGAGUUCUUUGUCUUUUCCAAAGGAUGUCAGAUGAGGAUUGUGAGUUACUUUUUCUAUCCGAUAGACCUGAGAAACUCAUAAUUACUAAUGUUCUAGUGCCCCCUAUAGCCAUUCGUCCUUCUGUAAUUAUGGAUGGUUCUCAAAGCAAUGAAAAUGAUAUAACUGAGAGGUUAAAACGAAUUAUUCAACAGAAUGCUAGUGUCAGCCAAGAGUUAUCAACAUCAAACUCACAAGCUAAAUGCCUGGAAUCUUGGGAUAUGCUUCAAAGUGAAGUUGCACAACUAAUAAAUAGUGAUGUCCGUGGUAUUCCAUUUACAAUGCAAGUUAGCAAACCGUUGGCUGGUUUUGUUCAACGUCUUAAAGGAAAGCAGGGACGGUUUAGAGGCAAUUUAUGUGGGAAGCGUGUUGAGUUCACGGGCAGAACUGUCAUAUCACCUGAUCCUAAUCUGAAAAUUACAGAGGUUGCAGUUCCCAUACACAUGGCUCGAAUUUUAACUUAUCCUGAACGUGUUACCAGCCACAAUAUAGAAAAGUUGAGACAAUGUGUCAGCAAUGGUCCUGAUAAAUAUCCUGGUGCAAGGAUGCUUAGGCAUCUUGAUGGUUCUAUGAGGUCAUUGAUGAUUUCAGGUAGAAAGCGGCUUGCUGAUGAACUGAAAUAUGGUGAAAUAGUUGAACGUCAUCUUGAAGAUGGAGACGUCGUUCUUUUUAACAGACAGCCUAGUCUACAUCGAAUGUCUAUCAUGUGUCAUAGGGUAAGAGUUAUGCCUUGGAGAACGUUGAGAUUCAAUGAAUCUGUUUGCAAUCCCUAUAAUGCUGAUUUUGAUGGUGAUGAGAUGAAUAUGCAUGUUCCACAAACAGAGGAGGCUCGCACAGAGGCAAUUCUGUUGAUGGGGGUGCAAAAUAAUCUAUGCACUCCCAAAAAUGGGGAGAUUUUAGUUGCUUCAACUCAGGAUUUCUUGACAUCAUCUUUUCUCAUCACAAGAAAAGACACAUUUUAUGACCGUGCAGCAUUUUCUCUUAUGUGUUCUUAUAUGGGAGAUGGCAUGGACUUGAUUGACUUGCCUACACCUGCUCUGAUCAAACCUAUUGAGCUUUGGACUGGCAAACAAUUAUUUAGUGUCCUGGUUCGCCCGCAUGCAAGUAUGAAGGUCUAUCUGAAUCUUACAGUUAAGGAGAAAAGCUACAGUAAAGUUAAGGGAAAUGAAAAAGAACGAGAAACUAUGUGCCCUAAUGAUGGAUUUGUCUACUUCCGAAAUAGUGAGCUAAUAUCAGGCCAAGUUGGAAAGGCUACUUUAGGCAAUGGCAACAAGGAUGGGCUUUAUUCUGUUCUACUUAGAGAUUACAAGGCACAUGCUGCUGCUGUUUGCAUGAAUCGUCUUGCUAAGCUGAGUGCUCGGUGGAUAGGUAACCAUGGUUUCUCUAUUGGAAUUGAUGAUGUCCAACCGGGAGAUCAAUUGGUUAAAAAAAAACAAACAACUAUAUUGGAGGGUUAUCGUGACUGUGAUAAGCAGAUCAAUUUAUUCAACACAGGAAAUUUACCUCCUGAAGCUGGUUGUGAUGCUGCUCAAAGUUUGGAAGCUAAAAUAACUCAAAUUUUAAAUGGUAUUCGGGAGGCCACUGCAAAUGUGUGCAUGCAAAACCUACAUUGGAGAAAUAGUCCGUUGAUUAUGUCUCAAUGUGGUUCCAAAGGAUCUCCUAUUAACAUUAGCCAGAUGGUUGCUUGUGUUGGUCAGCAGUCAGUUGGGGGCCGCCGUGCGCCAGAUGGAUUCAUUGAUCGGAGCCUUCCCCAUUUUCGUAGGAAAGCAAAAACUCCGGCUGCCAAAGGCUUUGUUGCAAAUUCAUUCUACAGUGGCUUGACGGCGACAGAGUUCUUCUUUCACACGAUGGGAGGACGAGAAGGCCUUGUGGAUACAGCGGUGAAAACAGCCGACACUGGUUACAUGUCUCGUAGAUUGAUCAAAGCACUGGAGGACUUAUCAAUUUAUUAUGACAGCUCUGUACGAAAUGCUGGUGGAUGUAUAGUUCAAUUCUGUUAUGGAGAUGAUGGAAUGGAUCCAGCACAAAUGGAAGGAAAAAGUGGAGCACCUUUGAAUUUUGAGCGGCUGUUUUUGAAAACCAAGGCUACGUGUCCAAGUGAUGGAAACAAAAUCCUGUCUCCAUCAGAAUUUUCUGAGACGGUAGAAGACAGGCUCUCAAAAGAUGAUGCUUCUCCUGAGUGUGGUUGCUCUCCAGCAUUUAUUGGUUCUCUCAAGAUUUUCCUCAACAAAUACAUUGAAGCACAAAAAAAAUCAUGGAGCACAUUGUUGGCAGAUAAUGAAACAGCUGUAGACAAAAGCAUCAUCAGUAGUUCUGACAAUGACAAUAUUGUGAUUCGGAAUAAUGUAGUCCAGAAUAUAGCUGGUGUCACACACAGACAACUUCAGGUUUUUCUGGACACGUGCUUGUCCCGCUACCAUACCAAAAAAAUUGAAGCUGGAACUGCCAUUGGUGCCAUUGGAGCUCAAAGUAUUGGCGAACCUGGGACACAAAUGACAUUAAAAACUUUUCAUUUUGCAGGAGUUGCUAGCAUGAACGUUACACUUGGUGUUCCACGUAUCAAAGAAAUUAUAAAUGGAGCCAAAAGGAUCAGCACUCCAAUUGUCACUGCAGCACUUACGCAUGAUGAUAAUGUCAAUAUUGCCCGGAUGGUAAAAGCUCGAAUUGAAAAAACAAAUCUAGGACAGAUUGCCAAAUGCAUCCAAAUUGUAAUGAGUUCGAGAUCAGCUUUAAUAGAAAUCAAACUUGACAUGGAAAAAAUCAGAGAUGCAGAACUCUACGUAGAUGCCAAUGUUGUCAAACAGGCAAUUCUCGUUACUCCAAAACUGAAACUGAAACAUGAGCAUAUCAAUGUUUUGGAUGAUAGAAAGUUGCGUGUGCUUCCUCAAGAUGCAGAUAGGAAUAAACUUCAUUUUAAUCUACACUUCCUUAAAAACAUGCUUCCUGGAGUUGUUGUAAAGGGUAUAAAAACUGUAGGGCGUGCCGUCAUCAAAGAGGAAAAAGACAAAGCAAGAAACGCCAAAAAGUUCAGUUUGUUGGUUGAAGGAACUGGACUUCAAGCUGUUAUGGGCACUGAGGGAGUUGACGGGUGUAACACAAAGAGUAAUCACAUUAUUGAAGUGCAACAAGUACUUGGCAUUGAAGCUGCAAGAAAGUGUAUUAUUGAAGAGAUCAAAUAUACCAUGGAAAGUCAUGGAAUGAGCAUAGACAUACGUCAUAUGAUGCUUUUAGGAGAUUUGAUGACAUUCAGGGGUGAAGUUCUUGGAAUCACAAGAUUUGGCAUUCAAAAAAUGGAUAAAAGUGUACUGAUGCUUGCUUCAUUUGAGAAAACCGCGGACCAUCUUUUUAAUGCUUCUGUGAAUGGAAGGGAUGACAAAAUUGAAGGAGUUAGUGAAUGCGUAAUCAUGGGUAUACCAAUGCCGCUAGGCACUGGCAUGUUAAAAGUUAGACAAAGAGUUUCUGUGCCACGACAAUUACCUUAUGGACCACCUGCAAUUUUAUCUUGAGUUCAUUGACAUCGAGAAUGAUUUGGUCGAGUUGGAUGGCCUCAGGCAUGGAUGGCUUUCGGCUUUUACAAGUUGGGGUUUGUACAUAGUUGGAGUUUUAGUUUGUAUUCUGCUUUUUGUCAUAAAGCAAGCAAAGCGCUUACGUACUAUCCUAUCAAACUAGUUGUGAUAGGGCAAAAUUUUGACAUUAUUAUCAGGAUAGCAAACUUUCUACCUCAAUAGAGUAUAUAUUAGUCAUUGUUGAGCCGUGUUCAUAUUAGUAGCUGCAAGUAUGGUAUUCAUUAUCCGGACAUGUGUGUGGAAACUAUUUUCAAAACAAUAUGGUCUCUUGUUAUUUACUAUAUUUAUCUUAUUUUCCUA
This is a messenger RNA of Cucumis melo (muskmelon), 5005 nucleotides long. Its product is annotated as DNA-directed RNA polymerase III subunit 1. Gene Ontology annotation, biological process: DNA-templated transcription. The transcript has 28 exons. The coding region runs from base 443 to 4645 and encodes 1400 amino acids. Gene Ontology annotation, molecular function: DNA binding; DNA-directed RNA polymerase activity. The record is from RefSeq and is a predicted model, not a curated record. Lineage: Eukaryota; Viridiplantae; Streptophyta; Magnoliopsida; Cucurbitales; Cucurbitaceae.